Molecule: messenger RNA, 2920 nt
Organism: Zalophus californianus (California sea lion)
Lineage: Eukaryota; Metazoa; Chordata; Mammalia; Carnivora; Otariidae
Gene: ASB11
Product: ankyrin repeat and SOCS box containing 11
Exons: 7
Coding region: 100-1071 (323 amino acids)
Biological process (GO): intracellular signal transduction; positive regulation of protein catabolic process; protein ubiquitination
Molecular function (GO): protein binding
Source: RefSeq, a predicted model, not a curated record
CACCAAGGGCUAGAAAGUUGAAAAUAGAUGUCAUAUGAUACCAAUUAUAACUCAGUGAGCUUUUGCAGUACCAGGAACCUAUACAGAGUGUAAGCCAAAAUGGAAGACAGUCCUGUUUCCUAUGGCUUUAAAAACAUUUUUAUUACAAUGUUUGCUACUUUUUUUUUCUUCAAACUUUUAAUUAAAGUUUGUUUGGCUCUCCUAACUCACUUCUAUAUCGUCAAAGGAAAUAGAAAACAAGCGGCUAGGAUAGCAGAAGAGAUCUAUGGUGGAAUUUCAGAUUGCUGGGCUGACCGAUCCCCACUUCAUGAAGCUGCGGCCCAGGGGCGCUUACUGGCCCUGAAAACUUUAAUUGCACAGGGUGUCAACGUGAACCUCGUGACCAUUAACCGGGUCUCUUCGCUCCACGAGGCGUGCCUUGGAGGCCACGUAGCCUGCGCUAAAGCCUUAUUGGAAAAGGGCGCACACGUCAACGGAGUGACGGUUCACGGGGCCACGCCCCUGUUCAAUGCGUGCCGGAGCGGCAAUGCUGCGUGUGUCAACGUGCUGCUGGAGUUUGGAGCCAAGGCCCAGCCGGAGGUGCACUUGGCUUCACCCAUCCACGAGGCAGUCAAGAGAGGUCAUAGAGAGUGCAUGGAGAUCCUGCUGGCAAAUAACGUUAACAUUGACCAAGAACUGCCUCAACUUGGGACUCCCCUGUAUGUGGCCUGCACCUACCAGAGGGUAGACUGUGUGAAGAAACUUCUAGAAUUAGGAGCCAGUGUGGACCGCGGGCAACGUCUGGACACUCCCCUGCAUGCGGCGGCGAGGCAGUCCAGCGUGGAAGUCAUCCACCUGCUAGCCGACUACGGGGCUCCCCUAAAGCGCAGGAACGCCAGGGGCAAAAGCGCGCUGGAUCUGGCCGCCCCCAACAGCAGCGUGGAGCAGGCACUCCUGCUCCGGGAAGGCCCACCUGCUCUUUCCCAGCUCUGCCGCCUGUGUGUUCGGAAGUGCUUGGGUCGAGCAUGUCAUCAAACCGUCCAUGAACUCCAUCUGCCGGAGCUGCUGGAAAGAUUCCUGCUAUACCGGUAGCCCCAGCUGGCCGUGGGAAGAUACUUGGAAAUAAGCAGGUUGUUGCCUGCUGUAUCCAGGGUACCUAGUGUAGAUGCCCAACCAGUAGACUCUGACUAUCUUCGAAUGAGCUAAGGCAGUUAGUGUAGGUCCCCGAUGAACUGGAACACUUGAGGAGUGGAAACUCCUGGUUAAUGCUCUUAUUAACCAAGGGGCAACCAGGAGCCUUUUUGUCUUUAGCUUUUGUUGUUAAGGAACUUAAAAUUUCUGUGAAGGGGAGUGAAAACAAUCUAUGUUUGAAGAUUCACGAUCUUUAAUUAUCUAAGGGUCAAUGUUCUGAAUAUCAUGCAGACACAUAAAUCUGGGUGAAUAAAAUUAUGAUGAGUGUACAUAAUUCAAGAUGUGUUCCUGAUUUAGUUCCUCCCUCCUUACCCCUUUCUUUUUUUGCUUCUGUGAAUAAACCUCUGCUAUAAUUUUGAUUUCCUUGCUAUUUAUAUAUACACACAUACAUAUAUAUAUGUAUAUAUAUAUACAUAUAUAUAUGCUGAAUACAUUAAAAACAUCACAGUUAGCAGAGACUUCCAGUUACCGAGUUCCUGGCUGAUAAGAGAGAUGUUGGAAGAGAUUAGCUCACGCAGAAGUUGGAGUCAAUCGCUCAUCACUUCUGAUAUUAAAUGCCGUUCCUUGACGUAAACACUUCUAGACUCGAGCAACACUGGGCGUUCCCAACUAGCUGAACCCACAGGCACUGUUUGAUGCUUGUUGCAACCCAAGCAUCUAUCAGCUUAUUUUCAAAGUCAAGAGCCUCAGGGUUUUUGUCUGACAUGUUAAUGCCAGUUACUGAGAUGGGCUCAACGCUGGGGCAAUAUUAUUUCUGUGAGUCUGGGCCCCAAGUAAGCCUGAUGAUUAUAAUAGAAAACACAGCCUUCCCCUCCCCCUCUCUUUUUCUUGUUUUCCACUCCCUCCCCUUCUGCUUUUCCCACUGCUAGCCUUUCUUUAUCUCCUCCUUUUUUGUGAAUUCAGAACAUGGAAAUUGGAUAAACUUUUAAUUGUUGUAAGUACUACUGUCGUGGUUCAGUGACUAGAGUAAUAUUAGCUUCUAAAAAGAAAAUUUUCUCUCAAAUGAUCCUAAGUUUGGUCCAAAUAUAUAUUCCCCCCCCCCCCCCCAGUUUUUCUAGCCGUUUGAUUCUCAACUAGGGACAAUUUUGCCCCCCUGCUCCAGGGACAUUUGGCCAAGUUUGGAGACAUUUUUAGUUGCCACAACUGAGGGAGGGGUGCUACUGACAUCUAGUAGGUGGAGGUCAGAGAUGCAGCUAAUCAUCCUACUGUGCACAGAGCAGAUCCCCACAGCAAAGAAUAAUCAGGUCCGAAAUGUCAGUAGUGCCGAGAUUGAGAAACAUUGCUCUAAAGCUGGGCUAUUCGGUACAGGAGCCACAAGACCCAUUAGGCUGUUGAGCAGUUGAAAUGUGGCCGAAUUGAGAUGUGCUGUGGUAUUAAAAAAAAUACCGUGUUUUGAAGAUUCAGUACAAAAUGUGAAAUAUUAAUAAUUUUGAUGUUGAUUACACAUUGAAAUGAUAACAUUUUGGAUGUAUUAGGUUAAAUAAAAUUCAUCACUAAAAUUAAUUCCACUUCUUUUUACUUUUUAAAUGUGACUACCAUACAAUUUUAAAUUAUACAUGUGGCUAGCAUAUUUCUGUUAGUACUGUUCGAGACCUUUUUCUGAUUUUCACAACUUUGGAAUAUCAAAUAAGUUAAUUAGUUAACUACCUGGGGGAAAAAGAUUAAAUUAAUUUAAAUUCCUAUUUAAUAUCACAUUCCAAAAACAAAUCUUGGUUUUUUUGAAAAUGUUAAAAAAAUUUCAAAUGCUCUA